Amaranthus tricolor (Joseph's coat) is the source of this 1395-nucleotide messenger RNA. Its product is annotated as probable serine/threonine-protein kinase WNK4. Gene Ontology annotation, biological process: protein phosphorylation; intracellular signal transduction. NCBI's taxonomy places the organism in Eukaryota, Viridiplantae, Streptophyta, Magnoliopsida, Caryophyllales, Amaranthaceae. The transcript has a single exon. Gene Ontology annotation, molecular function: protein serine/threonine kinase activity; ATP binding. Gene Ontology annotation, cellular component: cytoplasm. The coding region runs from base 1 to 1395 and encodes 464 amino acids. The record is from RefSeq and is a predicted model, not a curated record.
AUGGGUUUGAAUUGCGACGGUGAAUUCGUAAUUGUGGAGACAGAUCCGACGAGACGUUAUGUCAGGUACGAUGAAAUCAUCGGAGAAGGCGCAUUUAAAACAGUUUACAGGGGUUUCGAUGAAUUUAACGGUUUAGAGAUUGCUUGGAGUAUAAUCCAGUUACCUGAUAAUUUGUUCAAAUCGCAGAACUAUCUCGAGAGUUUAUGUGCAGAAUCAGUUUUGUUGAAAUCAUUAAAACAUAUUAAUAUUAUGAGAUGUUACCAUUCAUGGGUUGAUUACCAGAAGAAGACGGUUAAUAUGAUUACUGAACUUUUCUCAUCAGGAAAUAUGAGUGAGUAUCGUACGAAACAUAAUCAUGUUGAUAGUAAGGCCAUCAAGAAUUGGUCUCGACAGAUUUUAAGUGGGUUGUCUUAUCUUCAUUGCCACGAACCACCAAUUAUUCAUAGAGAUCUUAAGUGUGAUAACAUCUUCAUUAAUGGCAACUCUGGCAAGGUCAAAAUCGGAGACCUUGGGCUUUCAACGAUUGUUCGACAAGGUAGUGCAAUGCCGCGUGGUGCUGGUACACCUCAAUUCAUGGCGCCAGAGCUUUUUGAGGAAGAAUAUGAUGAGAGAGUGGAUGUGUAUUCCUUUGGAAUGUGUUUGCUUCAGAUGGUCACUAGGGAAUUACCUUACAGUGAAUGUACUAACUCCGCUCAGAUUUAUAAGAAGGUUAUCUCAACCCUUAACAAAGUGACUGAUUUACAGGUGAAGGAGUUUAUUGACAAGUGUUUGGCUCCUGUAUCUGAAAGACCUUCUGCUAUCGAGCUUUUGAAUGACUCGUUUCUUGCACCGAGUGAAUCUGUAUUGUCGCCUUUGGAUUCGAGUUUGAGAUCAGAAUGUAGUGUUGGUGCUGCGGACUCAGUGAAGUCAUUAGAUACAAAAUUCAUGUUACAAGGAAAGCUGAUGAAGGAUUCGAUAUUAAUGGUUCUAUCGUUUGUUGAAGAUGCGCAGCAUCUGAAAACUGUAAAGUUUUCGUAUUCUCUUGAAACCGAUACAGUUUAUACUGUUAUGGAAGAGAUGGUGAAGAAGUUCGAGUUGUCAGAUAACGAUGCAGCAUUAGUUACCGAGCUUAUGAAUGGAUUGGUUGCAGAACUUGUACCUGCUUUUAGUGAUUGCAUUCCUUCAGAUGCAGCACUUUUGGAGAAUCAUGAUAUCUGUGAGGAGAAUAAAAAGUGUGCAAACUCUGAUUUAGUGUUUGAAGUCCCGAGUUGCAAUGGUGACCAUACGAGAAGCAGGUCUCCGGUUUCUGCUCAACGACAGAUGACGAGGAGAGGCCACAAAAAUAGUAAACAGGUAACAGCAAAGGCAUGUUGGAGAAGGUUGUGGAAGUUCUGUGCUUGUGGUGAUAGCUUUUAG